AUGUGCUUCACCUUGCCAAGAGCCUCUGCCAUCCACAGCAAUAAUGAGACAGACCGACUCGCAUUGCUGGAAUUCAAGGCCAAAAUAACUGAUGAUCCUUUUGGGGUCAUGAGUUCAUGGAAUAGCACUCUUCACUUCUGCCGGUGGUAUGGUGUCACCUGUGGGCGUAGACACCAAAGAGUCACAAGGUUAUACUUACGCUCCCUCAAACUUUCAGGCUCCAUAUCACCUCAUAUUGGCAAUUUGAGCUUCUUAAGGGAGUUAAACCUGGCAAACAAUAGCUUCAACCAUGAGAUCCCUCCUCAGAUUGGCCAUUUAAGCAGACUGCAAAAAUUGUCUCUUUCUAACAAUUCAAUUGAUGGUCAAAUUCCUCCCAGCAUAUCUAACUGUUCAAACCUUCUUUUCUUUUAUUUAGAUAACAACAAUCUUGUAGGGGAAAUCCCUGUGGAGCUUGGUUCCUUAUUGAAGCUCAAAAUCAUCUUCUUACACCGAAAUAAUUUACUAGGGACUCUCCCAUCAUCUUUCGGGAAUCUAUCAUCCCUUCAAAUUAUUGGUACAUAUCAAAAUCAUUUGAACGGAAAUCUCCCAGAAACUUUAGGCCAAUUGAUGCGUCUAAGGAUUUUAUCAAUUUUUGAAAAUGGAUUUUCUGGUACCAUCCCUUCCUCCAUCUGCAAUCUUUCUUCAAUCUACGCUUUAGACCUGACAUCUAACCAGUUCCAAGGGAAUCUUCCCUUGAGCAUAGGAAACUCUCUUCCAAAUCUCCAUUUUUUUUCUGUUCAUGAUAACCAGUUUACUGGCAUCAUUCCAACUUCAAUUUCUAAUGCCUCAAAUCUAGGAGUGCUUCAACUAUCCCUAAAUAAUCUCACCGGAAGUGUGCCUUCUCUUGACAAGUUUCAUAGGCUUUCAACAUUUGUGAUUGGUGGCAACAAUUUAGGAAGCGGGAAAGCUGAUGACUUGAGAUUUCUUUCUACUUCAACUAACGCCACAGCUUUACAAGUCCUGCAGAUAGGCUACAACAACUUUGGAGGAGAACUCCCUGAACACAUCGCCAACUUUUCAAAGAAGCUCCAUUUCUUUGACAUACAAAACAAUCAGAUAUCUGGAACCAUCCCAGUUGGAAUACAAGUUCUUGUUAACUUGGAAAUUUUCGGUGCAAACGGGAACAAACUCUCAGGCAGCAUUCCAUGUGGCAUUGGACAGCUUCAAAAUCUGAAAAUACUUUACCUUGGAGGUAAUAAUUUAUCGGGAUAUAUUCCAUCAUCUCUGGGAAACCUGACAAAUUUACUUGAAAUUGACUUAUCUGACAAUAAUCUUCAAGGUACCAUCCCUUCCGGUCUAGGCCGGUGGAAAAAUUUGCUCACGCUAGAUUUUUCUAUAAACAAUCUUAGUGGUCCCAUUUCCCCACAAGUUAUUGGACUCUCCUCCUUGUCAAAAAUUGUUGAUUUGUCUUCAAAUAAUUUGUCAGGUUUUCUUCCAAAAGAAGCAGAAAAUUUGAAAAAACUAAAAAUCCUUGACCUUCAUGAGAACAUGUUGUCAGGGGAGAUUCCUAGUGGCCUUGGCAGUUGUACAAGUCUAGAAUUGUUAUUCAUGAGUGCCAACUUGUUCCAAGGGUCCAUUCCUUCCUCUUUUGGUUCAUUAAGAGGCGGCAUGGUACCAGUAGGAGUUUUCAAGAAUUCGAGUGCUGCUACCUUUGUGGCAGGAAACAAAAAUCUAUGUGGUGGUACGCCUGAUUUUAGGCUGCCUACGUGCAAGUUUGAACAAUCAAAGAGGAGACUAGCUGCAAAAUUAAAGAUCAUAAUUUCUAUUUUUUGUGUGCUUACAGGUGCUGCACUUUUAGUUAUUUCUUUGCUUCUCUGGCGCCAUUCCAAAAAGAGAAAAGGAGAUUCUUCAUCAGUAUUUUAUGGGAAUUUUCUAUUGAAGUUGUCAUAUCAACGUCUGCUUAAAGCCACUAAUGGAUUCUCUUCAGAUAAUUUGAUUGGUGUUGGUAGCUUUGGAUCUGUAUACAAAGGGAUUCUUGAUCAAGAAGGAAUGGUAAUUGCAGUUAAGGUGUUUAACCUUAUGCGACGAGGAGCUUCAAAGAGUUUUAUAGCUGAAUGUAAGUCCUUACGAAAUAUCAGGCAUCGAAAUCUUGUCAAUGUACUCACAGCUUGUUCAGGAAUUGAUUAUCAUGGCAAUGAUUUCAAAGCAUUGGUUUAUGAUUUCAUGGUUAACGGGAGCUUAGAUGGCUGGUUGCAUCCAAUUCUUGCAAUAGAUGAGUUGCCAAAGACUUUAAAUGUUAUUCAAAGAUUGAAUAUUGCUAUCGAUGUUGCUUCUGCAAUUGAGUAUCUUCAUUAUCAUCGUGGAACACCAAUUGUUCAUUGUGAUCUAAAACCAAGUAAUGUCCUUCUUAAUGAAGAAAUGAUCGGACAUGUAAGUGAUUUUGGAUUAGGAAGGUUCCUUUCUAUUGGGAUGCUUGACUAUUCAAUAAAUCAAUCUAGUUCACUUGGAAUAAGAGGAACCAUCGGUUAUUGUCCUCCAGAAUAUGGUGUGGGAAGUGAGGUAUCAACACAUGGUGACGUAUAUAGUUUUGGCAUACUUUUAUUGGAGAUGUUCACAAGAAAGAGGCCAACUGAUGACAUGUUCAAAGAGAAUUUGAGUCUUCACAAUUUUGUUAGAAGAGGUUUGUCUGAACAAGUGAAAGAGAUUAUAGAUCCCAACCUUUUUCAAAUGCAACUCAAUACAGACGCAACAUCAAAUCAUAAUCACAAUUUUUGGAUUACAAGAAACAACAUAUUCAUUGAAUGCUUGAUUUCAACAUUAGAAAUUGGAAUCUCUUGUUCUAUGGAAUUACCACAAGAACGGAUGAAUAUGAGUGAUGUUGUUGCUCAACUCUCUUCCAUUAGAAACAAACUUGUUGAAACUAGUUGCCAAGGGAAGGAGAAACUGUACUCAAGAUUGAUCACUUCAAAGCAGAAUGUUCCUUAG
This is a messenger RNA of Hevea brasiliensis (rubber tree), 2964 nucleotides long. RefSeq names its product probable LRR receptor-like serine/threonine-protein kinase At3g47570. The coding region runs from base 1 to 2964 and encodes 987 amino acids. NCBI's taxonomy places the organism in Eukaryota, Viridiplantae, Streptophyta, Magnoliopsida, Malpighiales, Euphorbiaceae. Gene Ontology annotation, molecular function: protein kinase activity; ATP binding; protein binding. The record is from RefSeq and is a predicted model, not a curated record. Gene Ontology annotation, biological process: protein phosphorylation. The transcript is spliced from 5 exons.